Naegleria gruberi is the source of this 678-nucleotide messenger RNA. RefSeq lists its product as uncharacterized. The record is from RefSeq and is a predicted model, not a curated record. Lineage: Eukaryota; Heterolobosea; Eutetramitea; Acrasida; Naegleriidae. Bases 1 to 678 code for a protein of 225 amino acids. The transcript has a single exon.
AUGGAUGAGAGUAGAAUUAUUCGUCAGGAGAAGACAAUUUUAGAUCAUAAACAUGGAGGUUUGUCACAUCAUGAUGAAUUGGAAUCCUACCUAAAUCAAUCACUAGAGAAUGCAACAACAAUUCUGCACAAGGAUGAACAAACUGUCUAUUCUAAAUUCAAAGAUACCUCCUAUAGGAAUAUUCAUAGGGAGCCAACAGGUUCUGAAACACCUAGACAAACUCAAUCAACUGCAACAGCAACUGUUAUUAAUAAUCAAAGUACUUUUGAAACAACACAACAAGACAAAUUUAUGGAAGUAAUGAACCAAUUCAAUAAUGUUAAUUUGAAUAAUAAUUUCACAACUUUUCAACCUUUGAAGGAAGAAGUUGACAUUCCAAUUGUCACUCAACCAUCCACCUCAACCAAUAAUAAUACUCCUCAAUCUAAUAAUUUGAUUUCCAAACAAGUUGCUCCAAAUCAAAUCAACAACAGUUCAACUAGCAAUAGUGUUUCACAAUCAACUAUUAAGGAAAAGACUGAAGAACCACUCUCACAAAUAACUACACCAACCAUCAAUCCAAUCACUCAAACAAACUACAAUGAUGACGAGGAAGAGGAUGAAGAAGUUAGUUUUGGGCAAUUCCAACAACAUUACGAAGAUGAUUCCGAAGAUGACAUUGAAAUAAACUAUCAAUAA